Molecule: messenger RNA, 695 nt
Organism: Serpula lacrymans var. lacrymans S7.9
Lineage: Eukaryota; Fungi; Basidiomycota; Agaricomycetes; Boletales; Serpulaceae
Exons: 4
Coding region: 83-400 (105 amino acids)
Source: RefSeq, a predicted model, not a curated record
GCUUUUUGGAACCUGCAUCUUCAAAUGAUUUCGGCAUUCCACAACGGCCGCCUUUCAUCUUCGUCAACGUCGAUUAGUUCCUAUGACAGGUUGGCCUAAAGACAUCACGACGCGGGUUCCACUGUUCGUUCGGACCAGCAACGUAGAUCCAACGCAGCUCGAUACCAAAAGGAAGACCAAGACGGCUUUCAUUCGUUUUCCACCCCAAGAUACAAUAACAGUACCAGGCUUUGGUGUCAAUGUGUUUGGCCCCAGGAUGAGGAUGGAUGAGGAAGUUUGCAAGGCACAUAUCACGCUCAGAGGACUCAAAUAUAUACCAACUGCGAUUACUCAAGAUCAACAUUUACACAGAGUGUUCACAACUGUACAAGCUGGUAUUGGUUGUCCUGCAUGCGAAUAGCAAACCGAACGUUUUCAAAACCAAUCGCUCUUUCACAUUGCAUCAUAACACCUUCUGCAGGUGUAGCAUAUGUAUUGCCUCCUAAAUUCAUGCUCAGCCCUAUGUACUUGGCCAAUCAACGAGUCAACUCACCAGCUUGGGCAGCUUUCAUCAAAAGCGGUGGUGCAGCCCACCUAAGCGGACCUGAGCCUAAAACCCCGAGGAGGACAGACGCCGUCCCUGCAGCCUUUGAUUGUAGUAUGAUAAGCAAGGUAAAAAAAAAGUGUCGUAUACUCCAGGCAGACUCACCACAGCU